AUGUUUAAAAAGAAAUCCCAAACCGAGGAAAAUAAAUCCGACAAAUCCAAAACCCAAAGAAAAAUUUUAUGUUGUAUAAAGAAACUAAAAUUUAGAGUAGUUAAGUCAACAGCAGCUGAACCAACCACAUCUGAAGUCGAAGAGGAAUCUGAAGGAAGUGAGGUGGAGGAGGAGGAUGUAGAUCAAUUACAAUUAAUGAUAGAUUACAUCAAUCAAGAUGCAUGUGAAAAAGCAGAUGAAAUUGACACAAAAACAGCCGAAUUAUUCUUGACUGAGAAAGCAAAGCAUUUUGAAGAGGAAUACUCCAAAAUAUAUGAAUAUUACGACAAAAUGGAAACAAAAUAUCAAGCUUCGAUACACAGAUUCGCCGCUAAUGCCAUCAAUAAAGGGAGAUUAUUUGUUUUACGCGCACGUGCUAAUUAUGUUGUGGAAAUAAUUGAUGAGGCCCGAGGGACUUUGGACACAAUAGCUAAUCCACAAAAUCAAAAAUAUAUUGAAACAAUGAAAUUAUUAAUUUUGGAAGGGCUCUUAAUGUUCGAUGGUUUUUGA
Messenger RNA from Chrysoperla carnea, 549 nucleotides. Its product is annotated as V-type proton ATPase subunit E-like. The transcript has 4 exons. The record is from RefSeq and is a predicted model, not a curated record. Gene Ontology annotation, cellular component: proton-transporting two-sector ATPase complex, catalytic domain. The coding region runs from base 1 to 549 and encodes 182 amino acids. NCBI's taxonomy places the organism in Eukaryota, Metazoa, Arthropoda, Insecta, Neuroptera, Chrysopidae. Gene Ontology annotation, biological process: proton transmembrane transport. Gene Ontology annotation, molecular function: proton-transporting ATPase activity, rotational mechanism.